AGGCAGCAGCAGCAGCAUCAAUAAUAGAAACUUACCUUCUGCCGAAAUCCGUGGUUCGCAAUACCCGGGGUAUUCCGAAUUCGUUGUCGUCGAACGAAAGUGCCCUAGCGGCACACCACCGCUUCGUGGCCAACAUUCGCUCGACAAACGUCGGUACAGUACAGCACGCAACGCAGUGGAUCGCAGCACGCGAAGGCGUGCGAGGGGUAGUGGGCAAAUAGUGAAGUGCGCGCGCGGUACCCGGACCACCGUAGGGUAGCUUCCAAGUGGGCUCGUUGCGAUUCCGGAGAGUGAUCCUUUAUUGUUUGUCCCAAUCGUAGGUGAAUUACGGAAGAAUUCACCGUGGAGUGUGGUAACGCGAUAGCGCCUAAGUGUCGGUUGUUGUGUAGAAGCAGUUGUUUACCUUCGCCACAACGCACAGGUCCGCGCCGUUCUGGAAAGGAAAAAAGUCUUUGUGCGUGUGUGUGGAACGCGUGGGUUUGGUGUUUAUUGUUCCGGUCGCAUCCAGAGUGUCCUCCCAACGGAAAGGUGCCAAAAGUGAAGUGGCCCGCGAUUCGCUCUAUUUUGAAUUAGUGUGCUGUGAUUGCAAAUACCUGUCAUCCGGAAGUUUUUGAGAGGCAGCUGGCGGUUGCCUUGGCGAGAACAUUUGCAGUAUGGUACGGUGAAGGUGGGUGCUUUGAUUUGCAACGCGACACCAUCGAGUUGACUUGCACGACCGUGCGGACGCGGACAUAGGGUAUAUUGGGGCAUUCUAUUGCUUGGCCACCGUCACAUUCAGGUUUCUCGCCGUGCCCUCAGAUGGUCAUACCCUGAGUGCCGGGGGAGUGGAAUGCUGUACGAUUAUCAACCGCAGUCUUAUCAGCCGCAGCAGCCCCUGCCGCAAAGAGGACGCGGAGGAAGAGGAGGAAGAGGAGCGGGUGGUACAAGACUUGGUACAGGAACCUCUGCCGUGAUGCCGAAGAAGGAUUCCAAAUCCGAUGAGGGCGGCCGCAAGAACAAGAUGAGUCAGGCGGCUGCGGCCAAGCUGGAACAGCAGCAGCAGCAACAGCAGCAACAGCAGCAGCAGCAGCAACAACAGGACGAUGUAACGGGCAUGAAAGGCGGUGGCCCUGGUACGGGUCGACCUGGUUCCGUUGGACCGGGAGGAAUGAAACCGUCGGACGCUUGCAGUAUUAACGCAGGCGGUGGUCCCGGACCAAACAGCGGUGUGAUGGAUGCGCUGGGCAAGGCUGGCGGUCCGGUGAUGGGUGGUGGCGUCGGUGGCCCUCUAGACGGUGGUGGUCAUCCGAUGGACGGGAAGAUGAAUCCUGGUCUGGCCGGCAUGAUGGCGGGUAACAAACCGUCAAACAAGCUGGAGUACACGCAGCAACAGAGCCAGAUAUUUGUGUUCUCGACGGCGCUUGCGAACAAGGGCGCCGAGGCGGUACUGAGCGGACAGUUCAACUCGAUCAUUGCAUAUCAUUGUGCUCAGAUGCAGAAACAGAACCGACUCGGUGGCCCCGGACCGGACGAGAUGAGCGGGAACAGUGUGGGACCGGGCGCGAUGUCACCGUGGAUGGAUCACGGUCACGGGCACGGUUCGCCCGAUCACCAUCCGAUGGGACCGCGGGGCAUGGGUGGACCGGGUGGUCCACCGGAUGGUAUGAAAAAGUCAGCCACCAUUCAUCAUACGGCCAAUGCGUCCUGCCUGGAGAAUGACGGUUCAUUGCCGAUGUUUGGCGGCGGUCCCGAUGGGCACAUGCCGCCCCACAUGCGCAUGGGGCCAGGUGGAGGAGGACCGCUCGACCCGUCGAUGGUGAUGGGGAAAAAGUCGGCCACCAUUCACCACACGCCGAACGCUUGCAUGGAUCAGGACGGAAGCGGUCUCCCGAUGUACCCGACGGAUGGGCACGGCGGGGGGCCCCACAUGCGCAUGAACCCGGACGGAAUGUCCAAACCCUCGACCAUUCACCAUACGCCCAGCUCGUGCAUGGAGGGCGACGGUGGUGGUGAUCCGACCGUAGGAGGCCACCCGGGCGUAAAGAUGGAAAACCCGUCACCCGUUGGGUCGCACAUUUCGCCUAGCGGUGGUGGUGGAGUGCCUGGCGGUGGUCCGGGCGGCGGUCAUGGAGGAGGUGGAGGUGGACCAGGUAUGGGUCCAGGAGGAGCAGGCGGUGGUCCCGGUGGCAGUCACUCGAGCUCGACGAUUAUCGACCAGAUGAACUCGCUGGUGGCGUCACUACCACUAAUGAAGGGUGGCAAUGUACUGUCGCAAUCGCGUGGCCAUCCACAGCCGUCGCUGCAGGGUGUAAAAGUGCCGGACGAAAAUUUGACGCCCCAGCAGCGGCAACACCGGGAGCAACAGCUCGCCACGUUACGCCAGAUGCAGAAGAUGUUCUUUCCCGAGCAGCGCGCCAUGGGUAUGGAUCCACACGGUAUGGGAAUGAGGCCCCAGUUUCGGGGGCCCGCCACCGGUAUGCCACCGGACUUCGGGGGACCUCCGAAUCGGCCGCUAAAUCCUGCCUUUAUGAAUACGCCCCUCGGCAGUGGCGGUAUGGGAGGACCGGUGGAUGGUGGACCGGGUCCGGGGCCGGGACCCGGUCCUGGUAUGAUCAACGAGCAGAUACCGCCGAUGCAAUACAACAAACCGAACAUGAUGAACCCGGGUAUGUACGGAGGUGGCGGUAUGGGAGGCGGCGGCCAUGGAGGAGGGGGAGGACCGAUGGGUGGUCCGAUGGGUGGCCCGAUGGGAGGACCCGGUGGACCGAUGGGUGGUCCGAUGGGUGGCCCAAUGGGUGGUCCUGGCGGUGGUGGCCCAAUGAAUCGUAUGUACAAAGCAGACCCCGACCCAAUCUUUCCGCCCAUGACGGAGAUGGGUGGAUAUGGUGGUGGAGGCGGAGGUGGUGGCGGUGUGAUGAAUAACCAUGGGCCCGGUAUGUUUAAUCCCGGCAUGCAGCAGCGAAUGGGUAUGCCACCGGGUGGUGGUGCUGGUGGACCCGGACCCGGUGGUGGCCCGAUGGGAGGCGGACAUAUGGGGAUGGGUGGACCGAAGAUGGGACCGGAUCCGUCGAUGCUCGGUGGCCCCGGUGGUCCGAUCCCACAGUCCCCCCUGAUGGACGACGACCUCAGCAAGGGUUCGAUGCAACAGCAGCAAAUGAUGCUUCCCGCAAAUCCACCUCUUCCGCAGCAACCGGGCACACCGACGGGUGGUGUCGGUAGCAACGGUGGCCCUAUGUCGGUCGGCAUGAACACGGGCCUGAAUCCCAAUGGCGCCAACGGUACGGUCAACAAUAAUGGUAAAACGAAAGAGCCUUCCGUUUCGCCGGAACAGCAACAGCAGGGCGGCCCCGGCUCGAAUCAGCAGCAACAGCAGCAGCAAGGACCCGGCAGUCAACAGGGGCCCUUGACACCGCAAACCCCCCAAGGCGGACAACAAACACCCGGGCAACCACUCACCCCACAGACAUCGAUGGCCGGUUCGUAGAGCCCGCCCAACCAACCACCCAACCAUACCCCUACCCCCUAACAGAACCCGGAAUGAUUGUUUCUUUAGUUUUGCGUGCGUGAAUGAAAGAUGUGAGCGAGAGUGAGAGGGAGGGAACACUUUAGGGAAGGAAGAUGCGAUAAUGGCCAGGAAUGGAACGUCAUUGAAAAAACAUAACGUUUUGUCCAUGGUUGGGACACAUCUUUCCUUAGUUUUGUUUACAUAUACAAGGAACAAGUAUACAUAAAAACCCCAUACACUUACACAAAGUCCCACACAUACAUACAUGAGCAACAAAUCUGCCUUAUCACUACCGAUGAAUACGAGCAAAGCAAAGGAAAAGUAAACAAAUUGCAUAAAACCGAUAACCUGCAAACGGAAGAAAAAGAGAUACGAAAAGUAAAGCUAUACAAAUAGAACACUGAAGAAAAAAAGGGAGGAAGAAUGAAAAUGAAGUAAAAAGCAUUUGAAGAAUAGAGAAAAGAUAGGAUAAGGAAUGUGUAAAUGCAAGAAGCAAAAAAAGAAAAGCAUGCAGUAUAAAACAAAGGCGAGAUGAGAUGGAACGAGCAGAGCAAACGUAAAAAGCUCUGAAUACAAAAGGGGAGAUUACAAACGUGUUGUUUUCCGCUUUUAUAUCCUGUUGCGUUCUUUUGUUUGCGGGCGUCUAACCGUAGUUGGUGCUGUUGUGUACAGGAGUGUUUGAUAUGUAAUAGCUGCCUAUUAGUUCGUUUAGUAGUGUUUUAUGUUCCGUUCUAUUUCAAUCUGGAUCGUUUGCAUUUUUCGUAUAUUUAGUUUAUUUCAUCUGCUCUCGUUUUCAAAUCAAACCAUGAUCAGACGAUCCUCCUUCAAAUGUUAAAAACUUCCGUUUCUGCAUAUGUUCUCCUCACCGUACGCUGCUAAUUUAUCACAAGAAGAAAAAACAGUACGAUCCACGUCAGUUUAAGGCCUUCAUUGUUUUUUUUCCUUUCUUGUACCACAAAAUGUAAUUAGGAGGUGCAUUGUCGCUAGCUGAUGGAUGAAUUUUAUGUUUACUCCUCAUUUGUCCUGCAUAUUGCACCGUUAGGGCAAGGAAACAUUUUACCUCAAGUACGACGAAUCCUUCCGGGAGGAAAUUCGGCCCGCGUGCGAAACUGGAUCGACUCGAUCAAUUUUUCGCUACCACCUGUCUCCCUGUUUUGCUCAUUGCCACGAUCUGUGUGUCCCUUUUCUGUAUGCGUAGCGUAAAUAAAAUUUAACACAAUUGAUUAUAAAAAAA
Messenger RNA from Anopheles moucheti, 4718 nucleotides. RefSeq names its product collagen alpha-1(III) chain-like. The coding region runs from base 830 to 3463 and encodes 877 amino acids. NCBI's taxonomy places the organism in Eukaryota, Metazoa, Arthropoda, Insecta, Diptera, Culicidae. The record is from RefSeq and is a predicted model, not a curated record. The transcript has 2 exons.